Enterobius vermicularis (human pinworm) is the source of this 1800-nucleotide messenger RNA. The record is from the annotation of a GenBank genome assembly. NCBI's taxonomy places the organism in Eukaryota, Metazoa, Nematoda, Chromadorea, Rhabditida, Oxyuridae.
AUGCAGCACCAAGCUUUAGACUUCCAUAAAAAAAGGUCUAAAUUACUUAAAUCUCAUUUCUAUGGAACAGCAGCAUCUGAAACUACACCACUUGAGCCGUUAAGAAUGUCGAUAGCGCAGUCCAAUGAACCUCCAAAUCUGGCGAAAAUUGGUUCUUACUCGAUUGGUCAAUCGACUGCAACCAGUACACCAACACUGCCUACUGAUAAAGCUGAAUAUACUGAAACCUUGGCUGCGAUAUCCGAUGAUUUGACUGCCACUACAUCACUAACAGCUGAACCUGCUUUUAUGACGACCGCUGCCUCUCUCUUUCCUUCCCAAGUUACUGCAGUUCCGUUACCAGCAGAAGGCAGUACGGUGGUUAAUUACGGUUUCAUACCGACACCAAAUAGUAAUGAACCGCCGUUAACCAAUUUAACUAGUACAACUUCAAUCUACACUGACCACGAGUCUCUACAGUUUGCCGAAGUGGCAAAUGAAUACUUAAGUGGAGUAUCCAUACCAAAGCAUAAUUAUUCUGAUAGUGUGCAAACUUUUACAACGGAGGAACAGACUACUCCUAGCUCAAACCUCAAUAAUUUUGCUUCGGUAUAUCAAGAAACUUCACUGCAGCCUCCUAUAAAUAACAUUACAACCAACAGCUAUUAUGGAUUUAUUCCGCUUGACAACCGACAAACAGCGUAUGAAACGGUAUUCGAGGCUAAUUAUUCGACGAUAAUUCGAGGAGUAACUGAAGAACCACGAACUCUCAUCAUUACUACACCGUACGAUUUUUCGUGGGUGCUUCAACAAGGAAGCUGGCAACGAGAAAGGGGGGAUUCCUUGAUUGCUCACGACUCAAGAAUAAUUCAAAAAACAACUGCACCACCAAUGACAGCUGGUAAUUCUUCAACUAACAAUUUUUCGCUGAUACUUCAGCCAAAUGACCAGCAAUCAAAUGACAAAGGUGUUAUAGGAAACAAUAAUUUAAGGAUGUAUCAAGAUGUAACUAAACAGCCGAUAACCAUCAACAACACUGCCGCUACUCAUGAUUUUUCAUGGGUUCUUCGACAAGAAGAACAAAAACCAAGAACUGGGAGUAAUUUAUUUGAUACAAAUAACUUUGGAGUAGUCCAGAUAGUAACUCACCAGCUUGGAACGUCCAGUACUACAGUUUAUGACUUUUCGCGAAUUUUGCAGCAAGAAAAUCAGCAGACAGCUAGCGGAAAUAAUACGAGUGUGAGUGAGCCGCAGAUAAUUCAAAGAAUAUUUGAACCAUCGACAACAGCUAGCAGUACAACAAACUUCGACUUCUCAUAUCUACUUCAACAAGGGGAGAGACAGGAAAUAGAUGAAGAUGGCUCAAGUAACUAUCAAGAAAUGAAUAAAAAACCUAAAAUUACCGAUAAUAUUGAUGUAUACAAUUUUUCUUCGGUUUUUCAACAGGAGCAAACACAACCGAAAAAUGUAAGGCCAUUGGAAACGACAUCAUUGGUUGACAAAGUUACCAGCGAUAAUUUGUCUUAUAUCACUCCACAGCGAACAACAAUAAUGGGUCGAACUCAAACAGAUUUGCCAGUAGUUGACAUAUCGUGGCUGACAAACUCUUCUCAAGCACAGGUUCUGAUAAAUGCACAUAAGACAACAAGUGCCCAAAGAUCAGAUCAAACUACAGCUCCUUCAAUUUCUUAUCACCCAAGUUUUGUUGAUGUUGACUUAACGUGGUUACUCAAUGGAACUCAGGAGUCUAUGGUUCUUUCAACAUACAGUGCAGCAGGUACCAGUCUUUUAACAGUUUUAAACUUAUGCAGUUCUCGAUAA